GCUCCACACGAAUUGGGCCCUUGACUCGCCUGCUCGGAAAAAAGUCAGUUGGCCUUGCGAAGCUUUUUUUUCCUCAGGUGUGAUUUGAUGUCUCUGGCGCGGUCUGCCAGUGGCCCAGCGGGUCUUAGCAUCAACACUUCGGCUGCAAAUACCCUAGGCACUACCUCGCAGCCAGCGGCGACUCGAGGACUGUUUGGUUCUGGUAACGCGUCGGCAAGUCCAUCAACGACCAGCAGCAUGGCGACCACGGGCGGUCUUUUUGGCGCCAAGCCAGCAGCGACAGGUGGCCUCUUUGGAUCUCCGGCUACGACGACUCCCCAGGCGGCUACUGGCGGAGGUCUCUUUGGCGCUGCCACACCCACGCCCUCGACAGGCACAACUACUGGUGGUUUGUUUGGGUCAACGGCAACUGCCCAGCCAGCUCAAGCCUCCGGUGCGACCACUGGCGGCCUGUUUGGAGCCAAACCUGCGGCAUCAACGACGACAGGCGGAGGACUCUUUGGAAACACCACAGCCCAGCCAAGCACUGCUACGACUGGAGGAGGCCUGUUUGGAAGUGCCGCUACAGCCAAACCAGCUACUGCUACGACCGGCGGAGGAUUGUUUGGAAGCACUGCAACCACCCAGCAGCCAGGAGGAGGUCUCUUUGGCUCAACUCCGGCCGCAGCUACCACAGGAGGUGGAUUGCUGGGCCAAACACAAGCAAAGCCCUCUGGCGGUUUAUUUGGAUCAACUACAACUGCUGCCGCUCCUGCUACAGCCCAAGUUGCGGCCGCCCAAGUCAACUAUGACAACCUGCGACCGCGAUCGCGCUUCGAUGACCUUGCCCAACCGAUUCAAAACGAAAUUGCUCUUAUCGACAAGGGCAUCCAGCGCGUCAUCAAGAUGAGGGAUGAGAUUGGAGAAUUCAUGCCCCAGCAUGAAAAAGAUAUCGACCAGCUCGGACGAGACGUCCAGUUUGUCGAGUCCAAAUUCAAGACGGUCCAGGACGCCCUUAACCGCGAUAUCUUAACCGUCAAGGCUCUCCAAGACAUGACCAAGAAAGACGUUGCCGACGCCCAGCUCUCCUUCAAGGCCGCCGAUAACCUCAAGCUACCUACUCACUACCACCAAACUGGCCUUUUCGCCGGUCCUCCUCCUGCAAGCGACUCCAACUCAACGGACGCCUCAUCGGCCCAUGCCAGCGCUCAGGAUCUCAUUACUUACUUUAACCGCAUCUGCGACGACGUUGAAAACCUGCGCGACCACAGCAGCGCACCCGUCCAGGACCAGCUCAGCCAGGUGCUCUCGGCGUUGCGGGAGAUGGGCAGCGCGGUCAUUGCUCAGGCCGGACAGAUUGCAGACACGCGGGAGAGAUUAUCACGGCUACAGGCAGGGUUCUUGGAUAGCGGGCUGUAUUCUGGGGUUUCUUCAUGA
Molecule: messenger RNA, 1416 nt
Organism: Trichoderma virens Gv29-8
Lineage: Eukaryota; Fungi; Ascomycota; Sordariomycetes; Hypocreales; Hypocreaceae
Exons: 4
Coding region: 88-1416 (442 amino acids)
Biological process (GO): nucleocytoplasmic transport
Cellular component (GO): nuclear pore
Molecular function (GO): structural constituent of nuclear pore
Source: RefSeq, a predicted model, not a curated record